Messenger RNA from Homalodisca vitripennis (glassy-winged sharpshooter), 1501 nucleotides. RefSeq names its product arrestin homolog. The transcript is spliced from 8 exons. Gene Ontology annotation, molecular function: G protein-coupled receptor binding. Gene Ontology annotation, biological process: signal transduction; G protein-coupled receptor internalization. Bases 50 to 1180 code for a protein of 376 amino acids. The record is from RefSeq and is a predicted model, not a curated record. Gene Ontology annotation, cellular component: cytoplasm. NCBI's taxonomy places the organism in Eukaryota, Metazoa, Arthropoda, Insecta, Hemiptera, Cicadellidae.
CUAGCUUAUAUAGGAGGGUGGCCCCUCCCCCUCGCCAGUGGCUGACAACAUGGUGGUCAACUUCAAAGUGUUCAAGAAAGUCUCUCCGAAUGGGAAGCUCACUCUGUAUCUCGGAAAACGAGAUUUUGUGGAUCAUAUCACUAGUGUUGAACCUAUUGACGGAGUGAUAGUGGUGGACGAUGAUUAUCUCAAAGACCGGAAAGUAUUUGGUCAGGUGGUCUGUAGCUUCCGCUACGGUCGCGAGGAGGAUGAAGUCAUGGGACUCAACUUUCAGAAAGAUCUAUACCUCGCUUCAGAGCAAAUUUAUCCGCCUCCAGAGAAGCGUGAAGAAAACCUUACCAAGCUGCAAGAGCGGCUGAUGAAGAAGCUUGGCCCGAACGCAUUUCCCUUCACUUUCACAAUCUCUCCGAGUGCACCGUCUUCAGUGGUUCUGCAGCCGGGGAUAGAGGACAAUGGGGAACCAUGUGGUGUUCAGUACUAUGUCAAGACAUUUGUCGGAGAGAACGAGACAGAUCGCUCCCAUCGCAGAAGUACAGUGGCUCUUGCAUUCCGCAAGGUACAAUAUGCACCAUCAAAGCAGGGUCGCCAACCUUGCACUGUUGUACGCAAGGACUUCCUCCUCAGCCCCGGAGAGUUAGAGCUGGAAGUUACACUGGACAAGCAGUUGUACCACCACGGGGAGAAGAUAGCUGUGAAUGUUUGUAUUCGCAACAACAGUAACAAAGUAGUGAAGAAAAUAAAGGCCAUGGUGCAACAAGGGAUAGACGUAGUGCUGUUCCAGAACGGCCAGUACCGUUCAGCAGUUGCUAGCCUGGAAACUCAGGAAGGUUGUCCCAUUCAGCCAGGAUCCUCGCUACAGAAGGUGAUAUACCUGACACCCAUCCUGGAGUCCAACAAGGAUCGCCGCGGCAUCGCUGUUGAUGGCAGACUCAAGAGUGAGGACACAAACCUUGCGUCGUCUACAUUACUGGCGUCCGCAGACCACAAGGAUGCAUUCGGAAUCGUGGUUUCAUAUUCAGUCAAGGUGAAGCUCUUCCUAGGUGCUCUUGGUGGGGAGGUAACAGCUGAGCUACCCUUCAUCCUCAUGCACCCCAAGCCUGGAGCUGCGAAGAGCAAUUUGCUAACAGUGGAUAACCAAGCAAAUGUUGAGGCUCUCCAAGAGGAAGAACCAGCUGUCUGAGGAUUCAACACUUCUCUGGCUGAUCUGUCAGUAAACCAUUUGUUGGUUGAUAUAAGAUGUUUCCUUUGGUCUAAAAGUGGACCAAAUAAAACUGCAUACUUUCAGAAUUAUACAUUGCAUACAUUACCAUUCAAUUCACUUAUUGUUUCAAAUAAUGCUUAAAAUGCAGAAACCUUAAUUAAACUUUAUUAAAAUCUGUAUUUUUAGUUUUAUCUUAAGUUGGUAAAUAAAGUAAAUAUUAUCAUAAGGAUCAUAUUGAUGUAACUAUACAACUGGCCAUUUGUACUGUUGCAAUAACUAAUAAACUCUUUAUUUUAUCAA